This is a messenger RNA of Hyla sarda, 3939 nucleotides long. RefSeq names its product zinc finger protein 436-like. Gene Ontology annotation, biological process: negative regulation of transcription by RNA polymerase II. Gene Ontology annotation, molecular function: DNA-binding transcription repressor activity, RNA polymerase II-specific. The record is from RefSeq and is a predicted model, not a curated record. Lineage: Eukaryota; Metazoa; Chordata; Amphibia; Anura; Hylidae. The coding region runs from base 149 to 2047 and encodes 632 amino acids. The transcript is spliced from 7 exons.
CGCAUGUACUGGUCACAUGAUUGUGACAUCAUCACAGGUCCUACACCUACCUCAUCUAUAAGAUACAGAGAAGGUCCUGGUCGGAAGGAGAUUACACGAGGAGGAGCUGACCCAGUUGUCUCCUCUUCUCCUGAAUGAUCCCCCAAGGAUGGACAAGGACAGGAAUGAGAUGACUAAGAGAAUAUUACACUUCACCUUGGAGAUCCUCCACCUGCUGACCGGAGAGGAUUACACCAUAGUGAAGAAGACGUGGGGGGAGUGUGUGGCCCCCAGCAGCCAUCUCCAUGAGUCAGAAGGAUGGAGCAGGGCCCGGGGCCCCAUCACGGAGCCUUCACCUCACUCACUGAUACAUGAGGAGAAGAUCCUAGAACUCAUCCACAGGAUCACUGAGCUGCUGACUGGAGAGGUUCCUAUAAGGUGUCUGGAUGUGGCGGUCUAUUUCUCCAUGGAGGAGUGGGAGUAUGUAGAAGAACACAAGGAUCUGUACCAGGACAUAGUCAUGAUGGAGGAUCACCGGCCCCUCACAUCACAAGAUGGAGUCAUUGAUAGAAAUCCACCCGAGAGGUGUCCCCGUCCUCUGUAUUCCCAGGACUGUCCAGAGGGAAAUGUCCCAGAGAAGCAUCAGGGGGGAGAUCUGACUAAUAAUAAAGUGGAGGAUGAAGAAGAGAGGAUGAGGGGCCAUCACCCGUGUAUGAGGGAAGUGAAGGAGGAAAUUCCAGGAGGUGUUACCCCAGAACAUCCCAGUAAGAAUUCUGAGGGAAACUUCAUGUUAUCCCUGAAUGAUAAAGGAGAAGAUGAAGAUAUGAUGGAGCGCUCCUCAGGAGAAGACCUCCUUACCCCUAAUGUCCAUCCAGAUCUAUCCUAUAAUAAUCCACCUGAUCAUGAGGAACCUUCUCCUGACCAACCACACAUUGUUACCACAAGGACAGAGCAGAAAGGGGGGAAAAGGAUGCAAUGUGAUGAAUGUGGAAAAGAGUUUACUAGAAGAUCAUAUCUUCUUAUACACAGAAGAAUUCACACAGGGGAGAAGCCAUAUUCCUGUUCAGAAUGUGGUAAAAGUUUUAACAGUAAAGCACGGCUUGUUAAACAUGAGAGAAUUCACACUGGAGAGAAGCCAUAUUCAUGUUCAGAAUGUGGUAAAUGUUUUUACAAUAACUACCAGCUGGUUAUGCAUGAAAUAAUUCACACAGGAGAAAACCCAUAUUCAUGUUCAGAAUGUGGGAAAUGUUGUGAAAGUAAAUCAAAUCUUGUUUCACAUCAGAGAAGUCACACAGGAGAUAAGCCAUAUUCAUGUUCAGAAUGUGGGAAAUGUUUUUAUAAUAAAUCAGAUCUUGUUAGACAUGAAAGAAUUCAUACAGGGGCUAAGCCAUAUUCAUGUUCAAAUUGUGGAAAGUGUUUUAAAAGUAAACCAGAGCUUGUUGUACAUGAGAGAUUUCACACAGGGGAGAAGCCAUAUUCAUGUUCAGAAUGUGGGAAAUGUUUUAGACAGCUAUCACAUCUAGUUAAACAUGAGAGAAUUCAUACAGGAGAGAAGCCAUAUUCAUGUUCGGAAUGUGGGAAAUGUUUUGCAAGCAAGUCAACUCUUGUUAUUCAUAAAAGAAUUCACACAGGAGUGAAGCCAUAUUCAUGCUCAGAAUGUGUGAAAUGUUUUAAAAGCAAAUCAGAUCUUGUUAAUCAUGAGCGCAUUCACACAGGAGAGAAGCCAUAUGUUUGUUCAGAAUGUGGGAAAUGUUUUAAAACUAAAUCAGAGCUUGUCAUACAUGAAAGAAUUCACACAGGGGAGAAGCCAUAUUCAUGUUCAGAAUGUGGAAAAUGUUUUACAGCUAAAUCACAUCUUGUGUCACAUGAGAGAAUUCACACAGGAGAAAAGCCAUAUUCAUGUCCAGAAUGUGAGAAAUGUUUUAAAAGAAAAUCAGAUCUUGUGUCACAUGAGAAAUUUCACACAGGAGAGAAGCCGUAUUUAUGUUCAGAAUGUGGGAAAUGUUUUAUUACUGUAAGUAAACUAAGGAGUCAUCAGAGAUGUCACUUAGGGAAAACUCCACAAUGAUUUUCUAUAUGCAGAAAUAUUUUAUAUGAAAUCAGAUUUUAAAUCUCAAAGAAUUCACAUUAACCCUUUUCCGAAAAAUUAAGUACAUGUACCUGAUAGGAAACGGCUGACCUGCUGCAACAACAUGUACAUGGGCCUGAUUGAAAUAAAGUUUCGCAGUGCCGCCGGGUGCUGUGAAAGUUUAGUGAGCUCGGUUGUGCACCACAGCCGACCAUCCCUAAAGCCGGCCAAGGACCACUUGCAGCCUCCCCUGCCCGGCAGUACUGUCAGACCAAUAGUAAUGACAGAGCAGCGGGGUCUCCUACUUCCCCCUUACUCCAGGGUUCAGCAUCUAAAAUGAAACUAAACUGAUCCCUGCAGCUCAGCGGAGCUGAUCGGAACUAUCGCGAUAAAACUGCGAGGUCCCGAUCUGCUAAGAGGACAGCAGGUGUGCCCUUACCUGCCUCCUCGCCGUCCGAUCUGUGGCUCGAUGCUCCCAGCCGACCAUGCAGGGUGGAGCAAUCGAGCACAGAUAACACUGAUCAAUGCUAUGCUAUGGCAUAGCAUUGACCAGUGUAUGCAAUCCAAGGAUUGUAUGUUAUAGUCCCCUACUGGGACUGAAAGUGUGUUAAAAAAAAAAAAAAAAGUUAAUGUCAAUUAAACCCUUCCUUAAUAAACAUUUGAAAUCACCCCCCUUUUCGCAUAAAAAUAAAUAUGUAAACAAAAAAAAACAUCCUGCCACAUAUGUCCGAACUAUAAAAAUAUAAUGUUAAUUAAACCACACGGUCAAUGGCGUACACGUAAAAAAAUUCCAAAGUCCAAAAUUGCGUACUUUUGGUCACUUUGUAUAUCCUAAAAAAACUUAUAAAAAGCAGUCAAAAAGUCUCCUAAAAAAUGAGCCCUCACUUAGCCCUGUAUACGGAAAAAUAAAAAAAAUUAUAGGGGUCAGAAGAUGACAACUUUAAAGAUUAAAAUUUUCGUACAAAAAGAUAUAAUUUUUUUAAACAAGUAAAACAAAAUCAAACCUAUAUAAGUUGGGUAUCAUUUUAUUCGUAUGGACCUACAGAAUAAAGAUAAGGUGUCAGUUUUACCGAAAAGUGCACUGCGUAGAAUCGAAAGCCCCCAAAGUUACAUAAUGGUGUUUUUAUUUUUAUUUUACCUCACAAUUUCUUUUUUUUUUUUUUUUUCUGGUUUCGCCGUAGAUUUGGUGUUGAAAUGAUUUAUAGUAUUACAAAGUAAAUUUAGUCUUGCAAAAAACAAGCCCCAUAUUGGUCUGCAGGUGGAAAAUUUAAAGUGUUAUGAUUUUUAGGAGAGAAGGAAAAAACGAAAGUGCAAAAAUGAAAAAUGGCUCUGUCCUGAAGGGGUUAAUUUUCUGUUUUCCUUUUCCUAUGACAUAAUCUCUAGAUGAUCCAAAAAUUCAUCAAAAGCUUCGUAUCAAUGUGAUGGUUUACACGCCUAAUAGUCAUGUACUAUAACGUAUGCAAUGUCUGAAAUGUCUUUUGAGUUCUGUAUUCUACAAAAUUUCUAAUAAAAACAUUUUAAAAGAAAAAUAAAAUAUAGGAUAUUUCUAAAUAUGUCAGGAUUAGGGGAAUAAAUAUUUAGUUACAUUUCUCUAUAAACACUCGCUGCGUUAAGGGGGAAAAAAUGGAAAAUGUGCAAAAAAAUGUCCAUUUUUAAAAUUCCGCUAUUAUUUUGCUUUCAUUUCUGUGAAACUCGUAAAGGGUUAAUAAACUUCAUAAAUGUUAUACUGAAUACUGCUUCUAACCAUGCGGGGAACCACCGAGCAGCCUCUAUGCAUGUUUCGUGGAUAUAACACUUCAUCAGGAGAAGGGACUCACCAUCUUUGCCCUUAAACAGCCAGCUCCCGUUCAUUGGCGCAUGGACGGAGACCUGAACCGGGAAGUUGAGUCCCG